Myotis daubentonii (Daubenton's bat) is the source of this 6324-nucleotide messenger RNA. It is a transcript of the gene OBSL1, whose product is annotated as obscurin like cytoskeletal adaptor 1. The record is from RefSeq and is a predicted model, not a curated record. Gene Ontology annotation, molecular function: protein binding. Lineage: Eukaryota; Metazoa; Chordata; Mammalia; Chiroptera; Vespertilionidae.
CAGGCUGUGGGUGGGGGCUGGGAAGAGAGGCUCUCGGGAGCAGGAGGCCCAGACGCUGCCGCGGAGGCUGCAGGGCUCCUCGCUGUGAAGGCAAACAGGAAGGACUGCCCCCUGAGCUCUGGGCUCCGGGCCCGGAAUCUCUGCGCCGCGGAGCCACAGCUCCGGGCGAGGGUAAGGAGGCGAGCGGAGGCGGGCGGUCCGGGGAGAGCUGCACGGAUCCCCACGCCGAGCUCCCGGACGCCCCCCGCCUCCCGGGCUCCCCCCACAGCUUCGGGCCUCCGCGCGCCCACCCACCACCCGCCCUUCCCCCAGCCGCUGCGGGUCGUCGGCGGCCGCCGCGAUGAAGGCAGGCUCGGGCGAUCAGGGCAGCCCCCCGUGCUUCCUGCGCUUCCCGCGGCCCGUGCGGGUGGUAAGUGGCGCGGAGGCCGAGCUCAAGUGCGUGGUCCUGGGGGAGCCGCCGCCCACCGUCGUCUGGGAGAAGGGCGGGCAGCAGCUGGCGGCCUCGGAGCGCCUGAGCUUCCCGGCCGACGGCGCCGAGCACGGCCUGUUGCUGACUGGCGCGCUGCCCACCGACGCGGGGGUCUACGUGUGCCGCGCCCGCAACGCGGCGGGGGAGGCCUACGCUGCGGCCGCGGUCACCGUGCUGGAGCCUCCGGGCCCCGAGCCCGAGCCCCAGCCCGCCGAGCGCCCACUGCCGCCGCCGGGGGCCGGAGAGGGCGCCCCGGUGUUCCUGACGGGCCCCCGGUCGCAGUGGGUGCUGCGGGGGACGGAGGUGGUGCUGGCGUGCCAGGCGGGGGGCCUCCCCGCGCCCACGCUGUCCUGGGAGAAGGACGGGAUGGCCCUGGACGAAGUGUGGGAUAGCAGCCACUUCGCGCUCGAGCCGGGCCGCGCGGAGGGCGGCGGGGGCGUGAGCCUGGCGCUGCGCAUCCGGGCGGCGCGGCUGCCCGACUCGGGCGUCUAUGUGUGCCACGCGCGCAACGCGCACGGCCACGCGCAGGCGGGCGCGCUGCUCCAGGUGAGCCAGCUCCCCGAGAGCCCGCCCGAGGACCCCGACGAGGCCCCAAAGCCCGUGGUGGAGCCGCUCAAGUGCGCGCCCAAGACCUUCUGGGUGAACGAGGGCAAGCACGCCAAGUUCCGCUGCUACGUGAUGGGCAAGCCCGAGCCCGAGAUCGAAUGGCUCUGGGAGGGCCGCCCGCUGCUCCCGGACCGCCGCCGCCUCAUGUACCGCGACCGCGACGGCGGCUUCGUGCUCAAGGUGCUGUACUGCCAGGCCCGGGACCGCGGGCUCUACGUGUGCGCCGCGCGCAAUUCGGCUGGCCAGACGCUCAGCGCCGUGCAGCUGCACGUCAAAGAGCCCCGACUCCGCUUCUCCAGGCCCUUACAGGAUGUGGAGGGCCGGGAGCAUGGGAUUGCCGUGCUGGAGUGCAAAGUCCCCAACUCCCGCAUUCCCACGGCCUGGUUCCGCGAGGACCAGCGGCUGCUGCCCUGCCGCAAAUACGAACAGAUUGAGGAGGGCACCGUCAGGCGCCUCAUCAUCCACAGGCUGAAGGCGGAUGACGACGGGGUCUACCUGUGCGAAAUGCGCGGCCGGGUGCGCACCGUGGCCAAUGUGACAGUCAAAGGGCCUAUCCUGAAGCGGCUGCCCCGGAAGCUCGACGUUCUGGAAGGCGAGAACGCCGUGCUGCUGGUGGAGACGCGAGAGGCUGGGGUCGAGGGGCGCUGGAGCCGCGAUGGGGAGGACUUGCCGACCACCUGCCAGAGCAGCUCCGGCCACAUGCACGCCCUGGUCCUUCCGGGGGUCACUCGAGAAGAUGCUGGCGAAGUCACCUUUAGCCUGGGCAACUCCCGGACCACCACUCUUCUGAGAGUCAAAUGCGUCAAGCACAGUCCCCCGGGACCCCCGGUGCUUGCAGAGAUGUUCAAGGGCCGCAAGAACGUGGUCUUGCUGACCUGGAAGCCUCCCGAGCCAGCUCCCGAGACCCCCUUCAUCUACCGGCUGGAGCGGCAGAAGGUGGGCUCGGAAGACUGGGUCCAGUGCUUCAGCGUUGAGAAAGCCGGGGCCGUGGAGGUGCCGGGAGACUGUGUGCCCUCCGAGGGUGACUACCGCUUCCGCAUCUGCUCGGUCAGCGAGCACGGCCGCAGUCCCCACAUCGUGUUCCACGGGUCUGCUCACCUCGUACCCACAGCGCGCCUGGUGGCAGGUCUGAAGGAUGUGCAGGUAUACGACGGGGAAGAUGCUGUUUUCUCCCUCAUUCUCUCCACCAUCAUCCAGGGCACCUGGUUUCUUAACGGGGAAGAACUCAAGGGCACUGAGCCAGAGGGCCAAGUGGGGCCCGGAGCCCUGCGGUACUGUGUGGAGCACAAUGGCCCGCAGCACCAACUCACCCUGCAAGCCGUCAAGCACCAGGAUAGCGGAGCCCUGGUCGGCUUCAGCUGCCCGGGUGUGCAGGAUUCGGCUGCCCUCACCAUCCAAGAAAGCCCGGUGCACAUCCUGAGCCCCCAGGACAAGGUGCCGCUGACCUUCACGACCUUGGAGCGGGUGGUGCUGACAUGUGAGCUCUCCCGGGUGGGCUUCCCGGCGAGCUGGUACAAGGAUGGGCAGAAGGUGGAGGAGAGCGAGUCGCUGGUGGUGAAGGUGGAUGGACGCAAACAUCGUCUGAUCCUGCCCGCUGCUGAGGUCCGGGACAGCGGCGAGUUUGAGUGCAGAACGGAGGGGGUCUCGGCCAUCUUCAGCAUCACUGUCCGAGACCCCCCAGUGCACAUCCUGGACCCUCGGGAGCACGUGUUCGUGCACGCCAUAACCUCUGAGUGUGUCGUGCUGACCUGUGAGGUGGACCGGGAGGACGCCCCUGUGCACUGGUACAAGGACGGGCAGGAGGUGGAGGACAGCGACAUCAUGGUGCUGGAGAACGAAGGGCCCCAUCGCCGCCUGGUGCUGCCCGCCACCCAGCCCUCGGACGGGGGCGAGUUUCAGUGCGUCGCUGGAGAUGAGCGUGCCUACUUCACCGUGAACAUCACAGACGUCUCCUCAUGGAUCGUGUACCCCAGCGGCAAGGUGUAUGUGGCGGCCGUGCGCCUGGAGCGCGUGGUGCUGACCUGUGAGCUGUGCCGGCCCUGGGCCGAGGUGCGCUGGACCAAGGAUGGCGAGGAGGUGGUGGAGAGUCCAGCGCGGCUCCUGCAGAAGGAGGACACCGUCCGCCGCCUGGUGCUGCCUGCCGUCCAGCUCGAGGACUCCGGCGAGUACUUGUGUGAAAUCGAUGACGAGUCAGCCUCCUUCACCGUCACUGUCACAGAGCCCCCCGUACGCAUCAUACACCCCCGGGAUGAGGUGACCUUGACCGCCGUGAGCUUGGAGUGUGUGGUGCUAAUGUGUGAGCUGUCGCGGGAGGACGCCCUGGUGCGCUGGUACAAGGAUGGGCUGGAGGUGGAGGAGAGCGAGGCCCUGGUGCUAGAGAGUGACGGGCCCUGCCGCCGCCUGGUGCUGCCUGCUGCCCAGCCCGAGGACGGGGGCGAGUUCGUGUGCGACGCUGGAGACGACUCGGCCUUCUUCACUGUCACCGUCACAGCCCCGCCAGAGAGGAUUGUGCGGCCCGCAGCUCGCUCCCUGGACCUGCAGUUUGGAGCUCCAGGGCGCGUGGAGCUGCGCUGCGAGGUGGCCCCUGCUGGGUCCCAGGUGCGCUGGUACAAGGAUGGGCUGGAAGUGGAAGCAUCAGACGCCCUGCAGCUGGGCGCCGAGGGGCCCGCUCGCACCCUGACCCUGCCCCACGCCCAGCCCGAGGACGCCGGGGAGUAUGUGUGUGAGACCCGUGAUGAAGCUGUCACCUUCAACGUCAGCCUGGCUGAGCCCCCAGUCCAGUUCCUUGCCCCAGAGGCAGCCCCCGGCCCGCUCUGUGUGGCCCCCGGGGAGCCGGUGAUGCUGAGCUGUGAGCUUUCCCGGGCUGGCGCCCUCGUGUUCUGGAGCCACAACGGGAGGCCGGUGCAGGGGGGGGAGGGCGUGGAGCUCCUCGCCGAGGGCCCCCGCCGCGUCCUCCGCAUCCGGGCUGCAGAGCCAGCCCACGCCGGCCUGUACACCUGCCAGUCCGGGGAGGCCCCAGGCGCCCCCAGCCUCAGCUUCACUGUCCAAGUGGCUGAGCCCCCCGUGCGGGUGGUGACCCCAGAAGCUCCCCAGACAAGAGUUCGCAGCUCCCCAGGCCGGGACCUAGAGCUGGUGGUACACCUCUCCGGGCCUGGGGCCACUGUGCGCUGGUACAAGGACGGGGAGCGACUGGCGAGCCAGGGGCGGGUGCAGCUGGAGCAGGCCGGGACGAGGCAGGCGCUGCGGGUGCGGGGCACACAGAGCGGAGACGCUGGGGAGUACCUGUGCGACGCACCCCAGGACAGCCGCAUCUUCCUCGUCAGUGUGGAAGAGCCGCCACCGGUGAAGCUGGUCUCAGAGCUGACACCACUCACUGUCCAUGAGGGUGACGACGCCACGUUCCGGUGUGAAGUCUCCCCUCCAGACGCCGACGUCACCUGGCUGCGCAAUGGGGCCGUUGUCACUCCAGGACCUGGGCUAGAGAUGGCCCAGAGCGGGUCAACCCGCACCCUGACCGUGCGAGGGUGCCAGCUGAAGGACGCGGGGACCGUGACUGCCCAAGCAGGGGGCACAGCAACAAGUGCCCGGCUCCACAUUCGAGGUUUGGUCCCGAUGGGGACACAAUGGUCUUAUUUCCUCUACUACCUAUCCUCCUUGCCCCACCCUAGCAGCCUUGCCCUUGUGUCCAGGGACAAACCAGUGAGAUGGAACAGGGGGUCCGCCUCCAGGCACACCCAGACUCCAUGGUCCCCUCUCCCUGCCUCCCCAGAAACUGAACUGCUGUUCCUUCGGCGGCUGCAGGACAUGCGGGUGGAGGAAGGCCAGGACGUGUGCCUGGAAGUGGAGACCGGCCGAGUGGGUGCAGCAGGGGCCGUGCGCUGGGUUCGAGGUGGGGAGCCCCUACCCCACGACUCUCGCCUGUCUGUGGCCCAGGAUGGCCACAUCUACCGCCUCUUCAUCCAUGGUGUUGUACUGGCUGACCAAGGCACCUACGGCUGCGAGAGCCACCACGAUCGCACCCUGGCCAGGCUCAGCGUAAGGCCAAGGCAGCUGAGGGUGUUGCGGCCUCUGGAGGAUGUGACCAUCAUCGAGGGGGGCAGCGCCACCUUCCAGCUGGAGCUGUCCCAGGAGGGCGUGAUGGGGGAAUGGGCCCGGGGUGGAGUCCGGCUGCGCCCAGGACCCCAGUGCCGCAUUCACACAGAGGGCCGCACCUACCACCUGGCACUCAGUGGCUUGGGCCUGGCCGACUCAGGCUGCAUCUCCUUCACGGCGGACUCCCUGCGCUGUGCAGCCAGACUCACUGUGAGAGAGGCCCCAGUGACCUUUGUGCAGGUGCCACAGGACCUAGAGGUGACCGAGGGCGACACAGCUACAUUCGAGUGCGAGCUUUCCCAGGCCUUGGCUGAUGUUACCUGGGAGAAGGACGGGCGCCCGCUCAUCCCCAGCCCCCGGCUCAGGCUCCAGGCCCUCGGCGCGCGGCGCCUUCUCCAGCUGCGGCGCUGUGGCUCCUUGGAUGCUGGGACCUACAGCUGCGCGGCGGGAACGGCCCGCGCGGGCCCCGUCCGCCUGACCGUGCGCGAGCGCGUGGUGUCCGUGCUGUCUGAGCUCCGGCCGGUGAGCGCCCGCGAAGGCGACGGCGCUACGUUCGAGUGCACCGUAUCAGAGGCCGAGACCACCGGCAGCUGGAAGCUCGGAGGCCGCCCGCUGAGACCCGGAGGCCGCAUCCGCAUCCGACAGGAAGGGAAGAAACAUAUUCUGGUGCUAAGUGAGCUGCGCGCGGAGGACGCCGGUGAGGUCCGCUUCCAGGCGGGACCCGCCCAGUCCGCAGCUGAGCUGGAAGUGGAGGCACUGCCUCUCCAGAUGUGCCGCCGCCCGCCUCGCGAGAAGACGGUUCUGGUGGGCCGCCGGGCCGUCCUGGAGGUGACUGUGUCGCGCUCCGGGGGACACGUGUGCUGGUUGCGGGAGGGGGUCACGCUGUGCCCGGGAGACAAGUACGAGCUGCGCAGCCAUGGCCCCACCCACAGCCUGGUCAUCCGUGACGUGCGACCUGAGGACCAGGGCACCUACUGCUGCCAGGCCGGCCAAGACAGCGCCCACACGCGGCUGCUGGUAGAGGGUAGCUAGAAGGACCGAACCAGGCCAGGCGGGUGCCCUCGGACAGCUUGGAAGGCGCAUGCCCUUACCCUGGGCAGGGAUGGGAGGCAGGGAACCAGAGGUGUUGAAAAACAAUAAAAGUGGUGUAGCCCUUU